Molecule: messenger RNA, 2565 nt
Organism: Procambarus clarkii (red swamp crayfish)
Lineage: Eukaryota; Metazoa; Arthropoda; Malacostraca; Decapoda; Cambaridae
Product: homeobox protein unplugged
Biological process (GO): regulation of transcription by RNA polymerase II; regulation of nervous system development
Cellular component (GO): nucleus
Molecular function (GO): RNA polymerase II transcription regulatory region sequence-specific DNA binding; DNA-binding transcription factor activity, RNA polymerase II-specific
Source: RefSeq, a predicted model, not a curated record
AGAUUCGUUGCCGCUGGCGAGAGACGCAGUUCGGUGCACCGCGAUCACUUCUUACCUUGUCCACGCGAGUCUUUGUAGUCUACUGUUGAGACACGUCAGUGAAGUCAACCUAAAUAACUUUACUUCGGCCAUUUGUUUCGCUUUUUUCGAAAAAUUUGAAGUAGUUGGGGUAUAACGACACGAAUCCCACUAAUUGUGUGAGAAGUGUGUUGGUGGAUCAAAUUUUGUGACAUUUUCCUGGGUAACUUGCAGGGCUAGAGCGGAAGUCGUGUUACAUGAUGUCCGGAAACACCGCAGCCAGUCUUCAUACCAGUCAGAGGGGGAAAAGCUUCGCUAUGGAGUACCUCCUCGGUGGCAGUAGCGGAGGUGGAGGGAAAGAUAGCGGUGGCACAGGCGGCGGGGCUUUGGCACCCCUUGGACUAAGCCUACCGCACCUGUACAACACCUGCUUACUGCCACACCUGCCUGGUCUACCGCCUCCUCUUCUGCCCUCGCUGCCAUACCCGCCCUUGCAUCACUACCCUCUUCCUCAUGCCCUGGCUGCUGGCUUGCAAGGUGCGCUUCCCCCGCCCCUCUUAGGCCUGGGGCACCCAGGGCUGGGAGGGCGCCACUAUGGGGACAUUAGCAUGGGCCGGCGGGACGCACUAGGCCUGGAGGGUCCCCAGAGCCCUGGGUCAGCUGGGGAUCACACCAACACCUCCGACUCUGAUCACCACGACCAUGACAAAUCAGACGACCUGGCCGACGACCUGGAGAUCGACCCCGUUGAGAGUGAGGACGACGAUGCUGGCUCCUCGGCCGACCGCUCCUCCAGGACAGGUGAUGGCCAUGAGGGCGUGGGCGGAGGUGCGGGCGUGGGCGGCAGCAAGUCGAGGCGGCGUCGGACCGCCUUCACCUCGGAGCAGCUGAUGGAGCUGGAGCGAGAGUUCCAGACCAAGAAGUACCUGACGCUUAGCGAACGCUCCCACAUCGCCCAGACGCUCAACCUGUCCGAGGUACAGGUGAAAAUAUGGUUUCAAAACCGCCGUGCCAAGUGGAAGCGUGUGAAGGCUGGUCUGGUCUCCGGAUCAUCUGGUGGGGGCAAGAGUUCUGCGUCGGGGCAUAAGAUCAUAGUUCCUAUUCCUGUCCACGUCAACCGCCUUUCCAACCUCUCACAGUCUCAACAGAUGGAGAAGUCGUCCAACACUCCAGGAGUGGCUGCGGGAGGCACGGGAGGCAGCAGCACCAACGCGUCGCAGAUCCCAUCUAUCAAGCCCAUGGACCCGCAGUCAAAUAUUCAGUCGCGACGCUCGGCCUUCCAGGGUCUGCCACAAACGCUGUCUGUGUCCUUAGGUCAGGGCCUCUCUCAGUCUCUGCCUUUAUCUGUGCAACAAACUAUUCCGCAAUCCAUCCCGAUUUCCCUGUCGCAGACACUCACUUCGAAUCUGCCUCGCCUCAGUCACGUCUCCUCCCUCGCCUUGUGAAGGACAUCGCACACCAAGUGGCAGAGUUGCAAGUAUAUGUAAAAAAGAUUGAGUAUCAAAUUCUGGUGUACGCGUACACCAGAAACUGACUAUAGCUAACAUCUAGUGAUGGGCCUUUGACUCUGGGGUUUUCAGAACUAGAAAUCAACAAAGAGAAAAUAAGGGACUCGCUGUUAUUAUAAGAAGUGAUGGCUCACUGUGAUGCUGGUGUUAGAAAAAUUGCAUGAACGUUAAAUAAAUCGGGUUCCAUAAAAUUUGUUAAGCUCGAGCGUAAUUAAAGAUGCUGAAGUAUUUACUCCGGAAAAGAUGAAAAUCCUUCAAAUCGCUGCAUCAGCUGGCAAGCUAUUGUCAAGAGGUCUUGACCGUCAGACUUGCCAGCUUCGUGCACAGGUGGGCUGUCAAUCCAGGCGCACUUAAUGUUAAGUGUAUUGACGCAGCUUGCACAAGUGCAAGAGUACUCAAUAACCAGGAUGUUCAACUGUGGUCUACUGCGGCGUCCUCGCCCGGCGUCUCCGGCCGGCGUCCCCAGCUUUGUUUACAGAUUCCGUCCUGCUGCUGAUACACUCGAGGAGACGCAAUCCUAGUCUCGAAUUCAGUGUUCUAUUAGAAAAUAUUAUUUUAAACCAAUUAAGAAAUAUGUAACACCUUUCAAAGAAAUUUGAUUCGAAGUACAGAAAGGAACAUGUCUGCUCUUGGUCUGCUUGCUGUGUUAUUAGACGUCUGAGGACUGUACUGAUCACUGUACUUGGUCUGCUGCAGUGUUUUCGCUAUUUAGCUCCUGGCUUCAAUAAAGCGUUUUAUGGUCACACAUUAGAUCUGUGGUGAAUACGAGGUGAGGAGUCUGACAAGGCUCAGAGAAACGUACGGUAGGUAGUGCAUUGGAUGUCAGCUUAAAGUCUUUUGACUGUGUAAAUAGUGCAUAUGUGAGCGUUGCAUUAUGGCGUUACGUUACUUGUGGAGUACACGGUGACAACAGUAGUACUAGUACCCAAGGUGAAGCUUGCCAUUUAUAUAAUGUGAACAUUUGAGGUUAUUUUAUGUGUAAUAAAUUUCAGAAAACGACGCAUUAGUCUGAUAUAUAUAUAUAUAUAUAUAUAUAUAU